UAAAUGGGAAGCUUUAAAUUAAAUUCAAAUUCACUAUAAGUAAUACUUUUUCGUACACUCUCAACCGGUGGUGAAAUUAACAAUGUUGAGCCGCCAUCUCCCAGAAGAAAUGGUGACUGAAAUUCUGUCGAGGCUGCCGGUAAAAUCGUUGAUGCGAUUUAGGUCUGUGAGUAAAGCCUGGUAUGCUCUCAUCAGAAACCCUCAUUUCAUCACAAAGCACCACACUUUCCCCAUUUCUGAUCACAAUGGCAAUCACAGCCGUCGAGUCAUCCUUGAGCGUUACCGAGCAACAAUAGAUACCCCACGUUUCUCCAUGCACUCUAACGACACCCUGGAGUUUUCCGGCGAUAUACAUCUCAUCCCACAGUUUUUCUCAGAAGAUAUUAACCCAGUUGUUUUCGUCGGAUCCUGUAAUGGAAUAGUUUUUGUUGUUGGUAUUUCUUCAGACCGUUGCCAUGGUGGUCCUGAGCCAGAUCGGGCUUGGGAGAUAGGGCUUUUGAAUCCUGCAACCAGAGAAUCAAAGAGGCUUCCGUUCGUUCCUCGCCCGCCUGAUUUUUGCCCUAUGCUUUUCAAUUUCGGUUUCGGUAUUGAUCUCAACACCAAUGACUUCAAGGUGGUUAAAAUCAUGUACUUCGAUUCUCCGCGGCAUUACCAAGUUGAGGUAUACAACCUUACUACUGAUUCUUGGAGAGUGAUUGAUGCAUCCCUCAACUCAGCCUAUUUUAUUGCAACACCUUAUUAUCCUUCAUACUUAAAUGGAUUCUAUUAUUGGUUGAUUCGUCCUGUUCGUUCCCACAGGGGGCAUCGUUUAUUGCUUUCCUUUGAUAUGAGCAAUGAGAUGUUCCGGGAGAUAAUGUUGCCUGAUGAUACAAGAUCUCUUGUUGGCCACAUUGCCAUUAUCAAUGACUCUGUAGCUGUGAUUUUUCCUGCACAUGGUAGUAACAAUGUUGGAUUUUUAUUGGAGUAUGAAAUAUGGGUGUUGAACAAGUCUAUUGUUGAAUGUUCUUGGACAAAACUAUAUACGAUUGGAGUACCCAGUCGACCUUUACAGUUUCUGGACGACGGUUUGAUUGUGCUUAGUGGCUCCCAUUGUGAUCCACAGGAAAAAUGCUUGGUAUUGUUUGAUCCAAGAACACGAGAACUAAAGAAUCUUCCAAUAUAUGACGACGGCUCGGAAAUGUUUGAUCUGGUUAGUUACAGAGAUAGCCUAGUUUUAGUUAAUGGAUGGAGGAAUGUGCUUGAGCAACAAGGCACUCGAUGAUUAUGAUAUUGUUAUGCAUGGAUCCUUUCAUGGGGCAAUCAGUACAAGAUUCUUGAUCAUUUCAUAUACAUCACAGAUUCCAAGAGGACUAUAGAAUUACUGUGAAACUAAGGGGUUUCGGUGUUGUGAGUUGUGAUUAGUUACUGAUUCUCUUUGCCUAUUUAUUCACCAAUUAGUUCCUGUUGCUGGCAUAGUUGGAAAUAUCAAUUGUGCUCGCCAUCUAUUGGGUACUA
Molecule: messenger RNA, 1494 nt
Organism: Carya illinoinensis
Lineage: Eukaryota; Viridiplantae; Streptophyta; Magnoliopsida; Fagales; Juglandaceae
Product: F-box/kelch-repeat protein At3g06240-like
Exons: 1
Coding region: 83-1261 (392 amino acids)
Molecular function (GO): protein binding
Source: RefSeq, a predicted model, not a curated record